Molecule: messenger RNA, 971 nt
Organism: Humulus lupulus (European hop)
Lineage: Eukaryota; Viridiplantae; Streptophyta; Magnoliopsida; Rosales; Cannabaceae
Exons: 2
Coding region: 83-760 (225 amino acids)
Source: RefSeq, a predicted model, not a curated record
CUCAUUGAGUUAUCAAAUCACUUAUAUAUAUAUAUAGGUGUAUUAUAUAUACUAUCAUAAGAGAGUUCACUACUCAUUCCCAAUGAGGAUUUCUUCUUCUCUUUUCCAAUGGGCACUUCUAUGCUCAUGUGCUCUGAGUUUCUGCCAAGCUUCUUCAGAGGCUCCAGGUAUUAAAGAUGAAGAUACGUUUUUUCCAUUACCAAAGACACCAUCUUUUAAGAAACAUUAUGACUUUUUUCAUCGCCCCAUUCCAGGAUUUGAAAAGACUCUUCCUCCACCAACUCCCAUUUACAAGCCAGAACCAAAGCCGGAGCCAAAAGUAGAGCCGAAACCAAAGCCAGAGCCAAAAUCAGAGAACAAACCAAAGCCAAAACCAGAGACCAAACCAAAGCCAGAGCCAAAACCAGAGAUCAAACCAAAGCCAAAGCCAGAAAUCACACCAAAGCCAAAGCCAAAAUGCGAGCCCGAACCAGAGACCAAGCCGAAACCAAAGCCCAAACCAGAGACCAAGCCGAAACCAAAGCCCAAAAAAGAGUCAAAGCCAAAGCCAAAAUCUGAACCCAAACCAGAGACCAAGCCAAAACCAAAGCCAAAAAUGGAGACAAAACCAAAACCAGAACCAAAACCAAAGCCAGAGCCAAAGCCAACCAUUCCAAUUCAGAAGCCAUAUCCCCAUCCUUUCUUUAAGAAGCCACCAUUUCAUCAACCCAUUUUUAAGUUCCCACAUCCUAAGAAGCCAUGUCCUCCCUCAUCUUCUUAAAUUAAUAGUGUGGUAGCUCGAAUUUCAUUUGCUUUCAAGUGUUGCAAAUGAAGGCUUCUUAUAUUGGUUGAAAAGGAGAAUUAUAUGGGAAAUAAUAUAUUGUGGUUAUUAAAUAAGGUUGAUUUAGUGUGUAAUAAAAUUGUGUCAAUGUUUCUUUCCAAUGGAGACGAACAUGUGAAAUAUAAUUUAUGGUACUAUCUUUUUUUAUUAA